AUGGGCACCAUUGAGCAAAUUGUCGUCAAAGCCGAUUGGAAGGAUAUCGUUGCUCGCAAACGCAGAGACCAAGCCGAAGGAAUCAAAGCUUUUUUGGAGAAGCAUGGAACGAAACCUCACACCUGGAAUAUUGAUAUUUGUUCUUUGGAACAUGGCGCUUUACUGGAGGCGCUCACUACAGGCGAUGUCACAGCUGAACAUGUAACCUUGGCCUACAUCAAUAGGGCAAUUGAAUCUCAUAAAAAGACCAAUUGUCUAACAGAAAUUCUGUUUGACCGAGCUCUUCAACGAUCCCGAGAGCUCGAUGAACACUUCCGUCGGGAAGGCAAACCGAUCGGGCCAUUACAUGGAUUGCCGAUUUCUCUCAAAGACCAGUUCAAUGUCAAAGGUAUUGACUCUACCAUUGGCUAUGUGGGUAGAGCUUACUCUCCCGCGAGCGAGGAUGCGGUCCUGGUCACCAUCUUGACUCAGUUGGGUGCUGUGAUUAUAGCCAAGACAAACGUGCCACAAAGCAUCAUGAUGGCAGAAACCGACAAUCCCCUCUGGGGACUCACUGUAAACCCUAAUGAUCCUUCUUUCACCCCAGGUGGUUCCUCUGGAGGGGAAUCAGCCUUACUCGCAUGCAAGGGAUCGAUGAUAGGAUGGGGAACCGAUAUCGGAGGCUCUAUUCGAGGACCCAGCAGCAUGAUGGGCUUGUAUGGACUGAAGCCAAGUCAUGGUCGUCUCCCAUACUAUAAUGUCACUGUCUCUACUGAAGGACAGGAACAUGUUCCAUCCGUCAUUGGGCCCAUGGCUCGGUCAUUGUACUCACUUACCGAAGUCACCAAAGCGGUGAUUGACUCUCAGCCUGCGGUCCUGGAUCCACGAUGUAUUGAUUUGCCGUGGAGAUCGCAAGUUUAUGAGGAUAUCUUGUCCCGUCCGCUCACUGUCGGAGUUAUUUGGGAUGACGGUGUGGUGAGAGUUCAUCCUCCUAUUCGACGGGCACUUGAUGAUCUCGCCGAAAGGCUCAAGGCUGCUGGUCACGAGAUUAUAAGUUGGGAUCCGGUGGGCCAUGAAGAAUUCAUCAAGAUCCAGGACCAAUAUUAUACUGCUGAUGGAGGCGAAGAUAUUCGGCGUGAGAUUGCUGUUGGCAACGAACCAUUCCUACCUGACGUGAAAGCUCUUGUCGAACGCGGAGCCCCUAUUUCCGUGUAUGAGUAUUGGCAGCUGAAUCGCCAAAAGCUCAAAUGCAAGAAGAUGUAUCUUGAUCGGUGGAAUAACACUCGAGGACAGUCGGGGCGCAAGGUAGACGUUCUGCUUGCUCCAGUGAUGCCUCAUCCUGCGGUUCCACAUAACUCUUGUCGAUGGGUCGGUUAUACGAAAGUGUGGAAUUUCCUAGACUACUCGGCUCUUUCCUUCCCGGUCACGACAGUGUCAAAAGACAUAGAUGUUGCUGAUCCUUCGUAUAUUCCUCGCAAUCCAAAUGAUGAAUGGAAUUGGAACUUGUAUGAUCCGGAGAGGAUGGAUGGUCAUCCAAUCGGACUGCAGAUUAUCGCUGGAAACCUCCAGGAAGAGAAGGUUCUUGCGGCAGCCAAGGUUUUUGAAGAAUUACUUUGUAAAUAG
This is a messenger RNA of Penicillium chermesinum, 1602 nucleotides long. Its product is annotated as amidase. Bases 1 to 1602 code for a protein of 533 amino acids. The transcript has 7 exons. The record is from RefSeq and is a predicted model, not a curated record. Lineage: Eukaryota; Fungi; Ascomycota; Eurotiomycetes; Eurotiales; Aspergillaceae.